Arachis ipaensis is the source of this 945-nucleotide messenger RNA. Lineage: Eukaryota; Viridiplantae; Streptophyta; Magnoliopsida; Fabales; Fabaceae. The record is from RefSeq and is a predicted model, not a curated record.
AUGCCACUCUAUGCCAAGUUCCUAAAAGAGUUCAUGACUAAGAAAAGAAACUGGGGAGAAAAGGAAAUUAUGGUGCUCAUGGAGGAAUGUAGUGCCAUCAUACAAAAAAAACUUCCUCAAAAGAUGAAGGACCCUGGGAGCUUUCAAAUUUCCUGCAUCAUCGGGGAUACUAGCAUUGAGAAAGCAUUGUAUGAUCUGGGAGCUAGCAUCAACCUUUUGUCCUUGACCAUGAUGAGGAGAAUGAGAAUUGAAGAGGCCAAACUAACAAGAAUGGCACUUCAACUAGCUGAUAGGACAUUCAAAUUUCCCCAUGGAGUGGUGGAGCAUUUGUUGGUCAAAGCAGGAGAGUUCAUCUUCCCAGCCGAUUUUGUGGUGCUUGAUAUAGAAGAAGAAGCCAAUGCAUCAAUCAUACUAGGGAGACCAUUCUUGGCAACAGCUGGGGCUAUAAUUGAUGUGCAAAAGGGAAAGUUAGUCCUAAGGCUGCAUGAAGAAAUGAUGGUGUUCAAUGUUUUCACUGCAAUGAGUUAUCCAAAGGAGUCUAUUGGAGAAUGUAUGAUGGUAGACACAAUGGAAAAGUUGGUUCAAGGAGUCCUAGAGGAAGACAAACAUGAAGAUGCAAUGGAACAAGAGCAACAGACAUCAUGUGGUGAGCUACCACAAGAAAUCAUGGAAGGCUCAAUCAUGCCAGACAAGGGAAGCAAAAAGAAAGUGGAAGCACCAAAGUUGGAGUUAAAAACCCUGCCCCCAAGCUUGAAGUAUGUUUACUUGUGGAGAAAUAACACAUAUCCAGUAAUCAUUAACUCAAGCUUGAGUAAGGAGCAAGAAGAGGAGCUUAUCAAAGUGUUAAGGCAACACAAGGAUGCCAUUGGCUGGACACUUUCAGAUUUAAAGGGGAUUAGCCCUUCAAUAAUUGGAUCACAGUCUCAUCAGGAUUAUGGACCAUAA